Molecule: messenger RNA, 1512 nt
Organism: Loa loa (African eye worm)
Lineage: Eukaryota; Metazoa; Nematoda; Chromadorea; Rhabditida; Onchocercidae
Exons: 7
Molecular function (GO): protein binding
Source: RefSeq, a predicted model, not a curated record
AGAUGGAAGAAAACGAAACAAAUGACGAAGAUGAAGAAUUGCUUAAUGAGGAAGACAUUGUACAUAUUAUACCUCUGUACGAUACCACGAAUGGCACGUCAGAAGUAUCCGAGAUGACAUGUGGUGUUUCGGGGGCCGAAGAUGACGAUAUGGAAUUAGUUGAGAGGGGUGAAAUCGAAAUGGACUGCAAUGAAGACUUUCCAAAUGCGAUAACGGAAGCUGAUAACGUAAUUUCGGCAUGCAAGGAUGAAGCUUUCGUUGUCACAUGUUUUCAAGAUCAGUGGCUCGCUAUUGGUGGAAAAGAUGACCAAGCUAUUUUGUACGAUCUGCAAAGUUUGGAACUGGUUUUGAGGAUUGAUGAACACAGAGAUAGUGUAAUAUGCGCACAAUUUAGUGCGAAGGGGCACAUGUUGGCUACUGCCGAUAUGAGUGGCUUGAUUGUAGUAAACAGUACCACAAAACUAGGAAGAUGUUUCUCGAUUGAUGAUUGUGAGGAGUUAUCGUGGAUACAGUGGCAUUCAUCUGCAGAUAUUUUGUUUGCCGGUGGUAAAAAUGGUAUUUGGAUGUGGCUUAUUACGACUGAGAGUGUUCGACAAACAAAGGUAUACAUGUGUGAUUCGCCCACCACAUCUGUCGACGGUAGACUGCUAAAUGAUGGAAAACGACUUCUUUCAUGCUAUGAAGAUGGUUCUGUAAGAUUAUGGUCUUUGAAAGAUGAAAAAUCUAUUAGCAUCGUGACGGGAGCUGAAAGCGCUACAUAUUUGGAUGUUCAUCAUAGUUCACCUGUAGCAAUUAUUGGAGAUCUUAUGUCACGUUGUUAUUUUGUAAAUACAGAAACCGCCAAGAUUUUGAGGAUAUUUACAGUGGUUGAAGGAGUUACGGCUCCCGAAGUGGCAAUCGAAUGCGUGAAAUUUUGUCCAGGAAAAGAGCCAUGGUUCGUGGUUGGUACCAAUUCUGGACGUCUGGCAAUCUACGAUUUUAGUGCCAGCACUUUACGGCAUAUUUUGAAAGAUGAUGCUGAUCCGGUGGUGACCUGUCGGUGGUACAUGACAGAGUCGAAUGACAUGUACAUUAUUGGUGCUGGUUAUAGCGGUAUGAUUAAGAUGUGGGAUAGUCGGAGUGGUUUGCCCUUUUUAGUACUUCUAUCACAAAGUGUUGCUGUGAAAGGUUCUCAUUUGCUCUCAAUGGAUUUGCAUGUGAAGGGACCUACCUUAUAUGCGUCAUAUAGUUCUGGACAACUUUGCAAAUUUUCAUCUGUUAACCGGUAAAAUCAGUCCAUUUGGUGCCAUUAUUUCAGGAUUCUAUUGUUUUAAAGCAAGAUUCGGGAAGUCAGAGAGUUUUCGUCAAUUGUUAACUAGUAAAACAGAAUAGCCCAUACGUUUGUUAUAUGUUUGGACUCGAAAAGGAUUUGGUUUAAGUUGAGGACCUGAGAAUCAGCGAGGUUCCCUCUUUCAUUUGUUAUUGUUUUUGUUGCUGUUAUGUUAUAUUUAUGUAGUAAAUAAAAUUUCCAAG